AUGAUGAAGUUCUUCUUUCUCUCCCUCCUCCUCGCCCCUGCUCUAGCAGCCGCCGCGGAUGCGGACCCCACUACCACCUACGACUACAUAGUCGUGGGCUCCGGUCCGGGCGGCGGUCCCCUUUCCGCCGAGCUCGCCCGCGCCGGCUACUCCACCCUGCUAAUCGAAGCCGGCACCGACCAAUGGGACAACCCGACCUACGCCGACAUCCAGAACUUCAAUGAGGCUGCUAAUGACGAAACUACGCGCUGGGACUUUUGGGUCAAGCACUCGGACGACGCGGCAAGGGACUUGAAAUUCAAGCAUACCACCUGGGACACGGGUGACGGGACGUUUUAUGUCGGGUUGGAUCCGCCUGAGGGGGCCAAGUUGUUGGGGAUUCAGUACCCGCGUGCUGCCGUCUUGGGCGGGUGCGCGAUGCAUAAUGCGGGCGUGGCGAGCUUGCCGGAAGAUGAUGAUUGGAAUCGGAUUGUGAAUCUGACGGGGGAUACCAGCUGGGAGGCGGGGAAGAUGAGGGAGUAUUUGAAGAAGAUUGAGAGGAAUGAGUAUGCGGAUGCUGAUGAUCCUUCGCAUGGACAUGAUGGCUGGCUAGCAAUCUCCAACUCUGACCCCUCCUGGGCCAAAAACGACAGCAACCCGGCCGUCAAAAUUAUGAAGCGGCUCGCCGAGCUCAUCGGCCAAGACCCUUCGCGAGUAGCCGACCUCGCCAACACCGACAUCCUCGGCGACUUCCCCAACCGCGACACCAUGUCCUCCUUCUUCAACCUGGCCACCCACGCCGACAAGACCGGCAAGCGCUUCAGUCCCAACAACUACAUCCGCGCCACCCUCGCCGACUCCGCCAAGUACCCCCUAACCGUGAAACUCAACACCCUCGCUACCAAAGUCCUCUUCAACACCACUGGACCCAAGCCCCGUGCCAUCGGCGUCGAAGCAAUGUCCGGCCCCUCUCUCUACCGCGCCGACCCCAAACACGUUCCCGGCACCACCCCUCCCAAAACCCAAUACUUUGCCAGACGCGAAGUAAUUCUCUCCGGCGGCGUCUUCAACACCCCCCAACUGCUCAAACUCUCCGGCAUCGGCCCGGCCACCGAGCUUUCCAAGUUUGGUAUCCCCGUACUCGUCGACCUGCCCGGUGUAGGCGAGCGCUUAACCGAUAACUACGAAGGUUCGCUUUUGGCAUUAGGCAAAGUCCCCAUGGAAAGCGGUCUCAUCACCAUUUUGUUCCGAACCCCCAACGCGCCCACCUCCAAACGAAACAUCUUUGCAUGGUGCGGUGCUUUUUCCUUUGAAGGAUUUUGGCCGGGGUUUCCCACCUAUUACGGCCCCAAUCAAUAUUCUUGUGCAAUGGUGCAUAUCAAACCCCGCUCGCAAGACGGGAGCGUUAGGUUACUGUCUGCCGAUCCCCAGGAUAAGCCUGAAAUCAACUUUCGGUUCUUUGAACAUGGUGGGGAUGAGGAUCUAGCUGAACUUGUGAGUGCGGCGAAUAUACUGAGGGAAAGUUGGCAGGCGGCGGGGGAACCGGUCUUGCCUUUUGAGGAAUUGCAUCCGUGUCCGUCGGCUGAAAAGAAUGGAACAACGUGUUCGGAUGGGAAACAGGCUCAGUAUUUUAAGUUGCAAGCGUAUUCGCAUCAUGCGACGUCGAGCUGUCAGAUUGGUGCUGAGGGGGAUAGGUUGGCGGUGUUGGAUAGUAAGUUCCGCGUGAGGGGGGUGGAGGGAUUGAGGGUUGUGGAUGCGAGUGCGUUUCCGAAUGUGCCGGGGUUUUUCCCAAGUGUGCCGACCAUGAUGAUUAGUGUGAAGGCGGCGGGGGAUGUGUUGGCUGCGGCGGCGGCUGCGAAGGGGGCAGCUGCUGGGGUUGGGAAGUAG
This is a messenger RNA of Neurospora tetrasperma FGSC 2508, 1866 nucleotides long. RefSeq lists its product as uncharacterized. NCBI's taxonomy places the organism in Eukaryota, Fungi, Ascomycota, Sordariomycetes, Sordariales, Sordariaceae. The record is from RefSeq and is a predicted model, not a curated record. The coding region runs from base 1 to 1866 and encodes 621 amino acids. The transcript is spliced from 2 exons. Gene Ontology annotation, molecular function: flavin adenine dinucleotide binding; oxidoreductase activity, acting on CH-OH group of donors.